Micromonas pusilla CCMP1545 is the source of this 1243-nucleotide messenger RNA. RefSeq names its product voltage-gated ion channel superfamily. The annotation marks the transcript as partial. Gene Ontology annotation, biological process: potassium ion transmembrane transport; regulation of membrane potential. Gene Ontology annotation, molecular function: voltage-gated potassium channel activity. The transcript has 2 exons. Lineage: Eukaryota; Viridiplantae; Chlorophyta; Mamiellophyceae; Mamiellales; Mamiellaceae. The record is from RefSeq and is a predicted model, not a curated record. Gene Ontology annotation, cellular component: plasma membrane.
CGAGCUCGUCGGCGGCCGGCGGCGGCGGCGGCGGCGGCGGCGAAGGAAAAAAAUCGCUGAGCUGGAGCAGUUCCGUCACGCGCUCGCAGGUGAGGGCCGCGAACGUCGACGCGCGCGACCGCGACAACUUCAGCAUCCGAGCGUACGCCGACCGCUACCUCAUCGACCCGAACGGGCGGUUCAUGGUCUGGUGGGACGUCCUCAUCUUCACCGCCCUGGCGUACACGGCGAGUUGGACGCCGUACGAAGUCGCGUUCGAGACGGACGGCGAGACGCUCGAGAUCGAGAUCACGGCCACGUUCAUCAUGAACCGAAUCGUGGACCUCGCGUUCAUUUUUGACCUCGUGUUCACGUUCUUCACGCCGUACACGAAGGAGGACGGGACGAUCGUGGACGAGAAGAAGGACAUCGCCGUCGAGUACGCGAAAUCGUGGCUUUUCCCGGAUUUCAUCGCGUGCGUUCCGUACGACCUCAUCGCGUACUAUUCCAACAGCGAAGACGUCUCCAAGCUGAAGAUCAUGCGCGGGUUACGUCUGCUGAAGCUCACGAACAUGGUCCGCAUCUUGCGCGCGGGGCGGAUGUUCCGCCGGUACGAAGCCGAAAACGACGUCAACUACAGCGCGCUCGGGAUUUACAAAUUUUCCUUCUUCAUCCUCUUUCUCGCGCACUGGAUGGCGUGCGUAUGGUACUGCAUAACCUGGCUCGACGAACGAGAAGUGUCUUGGGUGACGUCGUACUUCGACUCCAUGCAGAGCGACGGCACGACGACGACGAUCCCGGACGGGACGCUGUACCUCGCGUCGUUGUACUGGGCCGUGGCGACGUUGUCGACGUUGGGGUACGGAGACGUGAUUCCGCAGACCAACGCGGAGCGGAUGUUUUCGAUUCUGUGCACGUUCAUGGGGGGCGCCAUCUACGCGUACCUCCUCGGAAGCGUCUGCGCGAUCAUCUCGCACCUGGACGAGAGCUCGAACACGUUUUAUCGGCAGAUGGACGCGCUGAACUCGUUCAUGAAGGAGAAGAAUUUGCGCGACGAUUUACGCGUGCGGCUGCGUGAUUUUUUUCGAUUCCGUCGAAACUCGCGCGGCAUCGUCGAGUGGAGCAACGUGAUGCACCUCAUGUCCGACGCGCUGCGCUUAGAAGUCGCGGAGGCGGUGUUCGGGAAGUGGGUGCGAGCGAUGCCGCUGUUCGAGGACGCGCCGAAGCGCUUGCCCGACCUUCUCUCCGCGCACCUCUCGUCGCU